Messenger RNA from Scylla paramamosain (green mud crab), 3597 nucleotides. Its product is annotated as glutamate receptor ionotropic, kainate 5-like. The transcript is spliced from 3 exons. The record is from RefSeq and is a predicted model, not a curated record. NCBI's taxonomy places the organism in Eukaryota, Metazoa, Arthropoda, Malacostraca, Decapoda, Portunidae. Gene Ontology annotation, cellular component: membrane. Gene Ontology annotation, molecular function: ligand-gated monoatomic ion channel activity. Bases 889 to 3030 code for a protein of 713 amino acids.
GAGUCUACUUAUGAAGCGAUUACAUUCAAGUUUUGGUACAUAUAGAUGUACCUUUCUUUCACUUGUUGAGAACAUGUUAUUCCAUUUUAAACUGCAGUGGUUUCAGGUCAACAGAAGUCACCAUUAUGGUAGCAGAACGUAGUACCUGAUACAGGCUGCCUCAUGGCCUCUGCUUCACGAAUAGUAACGAGCGUUUUUGGAGUGGUCUUUUUUUUUAUUUUUUACAUCUUUUAUGCUGAUAACACGCAGAUGUAAGGCGUUGAGGGAAGUGGAGGACGAGAGGAGUCUGUGACGUCACUAUUGACACCCGCUGAAGGAAAGUGCAAGGCUUCGUGUAGGUCAUUCAGUCCAGCACGUCCGCAGUUUUCAGCCAGUAAAAAGUCCUGCAGUGUAAUCAACUUCCAUGACGACAGCAACGGUCAACGAAUGGGGAAGCAGCGCCUGGUCUGCGUCAUUCUCACCGACCGCUGCUGCUGCUGACCGGGCCGGCCACGAGGCUCAGUGCAGAGCUACUCCUGCCCCAGGCCAGAGCACACCGGCGCACCAGCCACAGCACGGCGAGGGCGCGUCUGAGAUGAGCUGAGACUUCUAACAAGCGAAAGUGAGACUACACACCCGAUAAUCUCAUCGCUGAUGAUUGAGAGAAUGUCAGUGUCAAGCUGGUCCUUGCCAAAGCAGAUUCGCUUCAGUUGUGAUCCAAAUCAUCAUCACCGUCCACGCCUCAUUCAUUCGUGACAACAUGGAGCUCUACUUCUGAAUUUCCUGCUGGUGUUGCGUCUCAAACUCAGCAGACAUUCAAGUUCUUGGACACUGAAGAAACUAGUGAUCAUUAGGGCCACUCAUCUGCUACUGUAGAAUACAGAAUUUUGGAGCAAUUGGAAUUUAGUGAUGGUGACCGUCAGGAGUGCUGCUAUACUGGCGAUUUUGCUGACGUCAACCGCCGAUGCUCAGAGCCGUGCACAAGACGUCAAGUCAUCCUCCACCUCACCUGAUGUGCGUAAGCUGCUUGGAAGAAAACGCGAAGCAAGGGUCCUGGAACAAAAAAUAAUUAUAACAGAUCCAACACCAUUAGUGUUGUCCCAAGUGGUGGAUGAAAUUGGAGGCGGCCCAGCCGGUCACUGUCAAGUUCUUCUUUAUUAUGAUCCUCAAACGGCACCGCCUGACAAAGUGGCCAGCCUGCAGGCGGCUUUGGAUGUGCCACUGAUUCUUGUUGACGUGUCCCGCCUUGCUUUCCCGCUCCUCACAAAGAGGCGGCGACGCGUCCCGCUGAUGGAAUUGCUGUCGCACAGGGCGGACAAUCGCUGCCGCAUUCUGAUGGUCUGGUCCUCUCCCAUCUACCAGCGGGGACUCCUGUUGAUGGCUCAUUUUGAACCUGGAGUUAUAAGGCCCCAAGACACCCUGGUAUUUCUUGUUAGUGACCAGCGCCUCGACCACUUCAUGCCCCAACUGCGUCAAAGAGUGUUUAUCAGGAAGAAACAGCCGAAAUGGAGAGGGCGAGGACGGCGCGAUAUCGGCUUUCCCGAAUUUCAAGUUGAAAAGGUGUGCGAAGUAUGUCCUAAAUACUCCAUCCAUCAACUGGGGGAAUGGCAAUAUCCUGCGGGCUGGUCCUGGGCGGGGGCUCAGUCGUUGAGUCGUAGUGGUCUAUUGGGAAUGACGUUCACUGUGUCCUACACACCAUCGGUGCCCAACAUCUUUCCAGUAACGGAAGGCGACGAGCAGCGUCUGGAGGGCGUUGAGCUACGGCUGCUACAGUAUGCAGCAUCUGCCCUCAACUUCUCCUACCGACUGAUAAUGCCGGAGGACGGCGAGUGGGGCCGUCCUGUCAACGGUUCCUGGACGGGCAAGGUGGGGCAAGUCCUGAAGAAACAUGCAGACCUAGCGGUGGGUGGCCUGGUUUACACGAAGGAACGGGCGGACGUAGUACAAUACUCUGAUCUAUUUCAUAAUGAAUUGUGGGGCGUGGUGUGUCCUCUACCAGUCCGCCUCCCUGUGUGGCCCUACGUCAUGUUCCCUUUCAGGACGGAGGUGGCUUCCUCGGUAUUCAGCCUGAUGGUGGUGCUUCAUGUCAUUGCUUUCCUGCUGAGCACACUCGUGGGAAAACACGAGCGACACGAACCCCCGAAUCCUCUGGCAGAGUCCUUAACUAGAGUGACUCGCUCUGGGGUGUCUCUCUAUUUGAGAUUCAUGGCAUGUCUUUAUUUUUGGAAUCUCUUCUUCUGCCUCAUGAAACCUACAUAUGAGCCGCCCGUGAAUACCGCCUCCGACUUGCUGUUUUCCGGGAAGAGGUGGGGUGUGGUCACUGGCACCACCGUUACCACAGUGUUGUCAGAAUCAAAAAACUCCGUUUAUCAGGACCUGGUCAUCGAAUCCAUUCCACUCUCCUCCAUAGGGGAAGGUUUUCAACGUCUACGAGAGGAAGGCUUAUGCCUUGUAGGCGUGCCCAAGCGGUACGCCAGCGCCACAAUUGCCACACGACACACCACGAAGUGCGGGGAGGCGGGACUCCAGAUAAGUACAGAAAACCUAAAUUCUGUUUUAGGGGGGUGGGUGGUGUCUCGCGGAUCGCCUCUCACUCCGUAUUUAGACAAAAUAAUUCACCGGCUGAAGCACUAUGGCCUCCUGGAACGGUGGCGAAAGGAACUUCACACAUUAUUGGUCACACAUGGCCCUCGCGAGUUGCCUUGCCUCAACCCCCCUCUCUCUGGUCUUUCCCUCUCCGACCUCCGCCUUGCCUUCUUCAUGCUGCUGGGGGGAUGGGGCUUUGCCAUCUUUGUGUUCCUUUGUGAAAUAGUGGUUGUAAGGAUGGUACGAGAUCAACACUGGAAGCGUCAAGUGGUGCGACAAAACACCCCCAUUAAUCUUGAUCAGCCUCCCCCUAACCCACCCUCGUCCCCGACCAACAACGUCAGGAGAUUGAUUGCCACCUUCAUGAAUGCUGUUCCUUCAAUAAAUAUUUGUUCUAUGGAUGCAGAUUUCCGCAGGCAACUCAGUGUUGUCUUGAGGGAAAUGUACGCUGUCAGAACAGCCUGAGGAGAGACCCCAGGGGAGAAGGCUGCCUGGCCCUCACCCCUGGGGCAACAGAAGAAUCUCUACGGUCCUACAGAACUUUCUACACUCCGCCAGCGGCGCCUGAGAUGCGAAGGAGAGAAUGCUGAAGACAUUGUGCAGGAGGCAGAAGAUCUCUACCGAUGCGGACCAUCAGGUGGAAUAACUAGAGGAUUCACGGUUGUCACUCCUCGCUACCCUUCACGCCCAGGCAACACCACCACCAUCAAGCCAGUCUUCCCCAGGGAGGUGCCCGUCUGUAAGAUCUUGGAGACUCCUGACACAUCUCCCAAAACACCCAGAAUUCCGCUGUCAGAAAGAUCCUUAACUCCUGAGAUGCUUAACCUCUCUCCUGCCUCUACCCGCCGUUACCCACAGCUCCCUGCUACUGCCCUCAAGUACGUGGCUGAUAUCACCGAUCGUGACAACGACUCUAAGUUCGAUCAUGAGUGACUCCCGGUGGGUGAUGCCUCUCUUCCUUUCCUAUUCUCUUGCUGCACACCUCCCACACGACACGUACGCAUAGCACAAUUUGACACACCUCAGUCUCGC